This is a messenger RNA of Emys orbicularis (European pond turtle), 2506 nucleotides long. RefSeq names its product nicotinamide phosphoribosyltransferase (gene NAMPT). Gene Ontology annotation, biological process: NAD+ biosynthetic process. The transcript has 11 exons. Bases 1 to 1482 code for a protein of 493 amino acids. Gene Ontology annotation, molecular function: nicotinamide phosphoribosyltransferase activity. Lineage: Eukaryota; Metazoa; Chordata; Testudines; Emydidae. The record is from RefSeq and is a predicted model, not a curated record.
AUGGAACGUGCAGCGGCAGGCGCAGAGUUCAACAUCCUGCUCGCCACCGACUCCUACAAGGUUACACAUUAUUUGCAAUAUCCACCUAAUACAAGCAAAGUUUAUUCCUACUUUGAAUGUCGUGAAAAGAAGACUGAGAACUCCAGAUUAAAGAAGGUGAAAUAUGAGGAAACAGUUUUUUACGGGUUGCAGUACAUUCUAAAUAAGUACUUAAAAGGCAAAGUGAUAACCAAAGAGAAAAUCCAGGAAGCCAAAGAAGUGUACAGGGAGCAUUUUCAAGAUGAUGUCUUCAAUGAAAAGGGAUGGAACUAUAUUCUUGAGAAGUAUGAAGGGCAUCUUCCAAUAGAAGUAAAGGCUGUUCCUGAAGGCUCAGUCAUUCCCAGAGGAAAUGUACUCUUCACAGUAGAAAACAUGGAUCCAGAGUGCUAUUGGCUCACUAACUGGGUUGAGACUAUUCUUGUUCAGUCAUGGUAUCCAAUCACAGUUGCCACAAAUUCCAGGGAGCAGAAGAAAAUUUUGGCAAAGUAUUUGCUAGAGACAUCUGGCAGCUUAGAAGGACUGGAGUACAAACUGCAUGACUUUGGCUACAGAGGAGUUUCUUCACAAGAGACAGCAGGAAUAGGAGCAUCUGCUCAUUUGGUAAACUUUAAAGGAACUGACACAGUAGCAGGAAUUGCUUUAAUUAAAAAGUACUAUGGAACAAAAGACCCUGUUCCAGGAUAUUCUAUUCCAGCUGCUGAACACAGUACCAUAACCGCUUGGGGGAAAGACCAUGAGAAAGAUGCUUUUGAACACAUAGUGACGCAGUUUUCUUCAGUGCCUGUAUCUGUGGUCAGUGACAGCUAUGACAUCUACAAUGCUUGUGAAAAAAUAUGGGGUGAGGACUUAAGGCAUUUAAUUGUAUCCAGAAGUCCAAAGGCACCACUGAUUAUUAGACCAGAUUCUGGAAAUCCUCUUGACACUGUGUUAAAGGUUUUGGAGAUCUUAGGAAAGAAGUUCCCUGUUGUAGAAAAUGCAAAAGGCUACAAGGUGUUGCCCCCUUAUAUCAGAGUUAUUCAGGGGGAUGGUGUGGAUAUCAACACGCUGCAAGAGAUUGUGGAGGGAAUGAAGAAGAAUAAAUGGAGUAUUGAAAAUGUUUCCUUUGGAUCUGGUGGAGCUUUGCUGCAGAAAUUAACAAGGGAUCUCUUGAAUUGUUCCUUCAAAUGCAGUUAUGUGGUGACCAAUGGCCUUGGGGUGAAUGUCUUUAAGGAUCCAGUAGCGGAUCCUAACAAAAGGUCAAAGAAAGGUCGACUCUCUUUACAUAGGACACCCAAUGGAGAUUUUGUUACAUUAGAGGAAGGCAAGGGGGAUCUUGAAGAAUAUGGUCAUGAUCUCCUUCAUACGGUCUUCAAGAACGGAAAGGUAAUGAAGUCUUACUCGUUUGACGAAGUAAGGAGAAAUGCCAGACUGAAGGACAAUGAACUAGAAGUGGCACCUCAUUAAGUUUAAUUCCAUGUCUCUCUGUGUAAUGAGUAUGUACUGCAUAGCUGACGAGUUUGUUGUACAGAUCUGUGUGUUUGUGUUUUAUGAUACAUUAUAGCCAAAUUAUUUGUUGGUUUAUGGACAUACUACCUUUUUUCUUUCCUUUUUUGCACCAGUCUUUAGAAAAGAUGAAAUUAGGAAAUGGUACUUAAAAUGUAAAAUCUAUUUAAUGCUGAAGUGUGCUUUUUAGGGCCCUUUGCCAGUAGUGAUUCAAUCUGGUAUUGAUCUUUUCACAAAUGAGACAGAGCAGAGAAACAUUUUUAUAUGGAAUAGAAUAUCACAAAAUGGAUUUACAUAAAAUUAUCAUGAUUACUUUGUUUAUAUUUAACUUGUAUUUUUGUACAAACAAGAUUGUGUAAAAUAUAUUUAAAGUUUCAAUAAUUAAGUCUUUCCAACUUUUCAUGAUUUUUAUGAGCACAGACUUUCAAGAAAAUAUUUUGGAGGAAAAAUCAUUGCCUUUUGUCCAUUAAUCAGCAAAUAAAAAUGGCCUUAAAGUUUCUUGUGACAUUGUACCAUUUUGAAGGUUAAAUCAGGACUUGUACCUACUUAAGACCCAUAGAAUUGCUGACCUCAUUGUUCCUUGUAGUUAUCUGUAGUAGUCAUUCUACAUUAAAGAAAAUUACUGUUCUUGCUGGAAUCUUUAGGUACUAUAAGCGUAUAGGCCUAGCUAGCAGUGUAUGGUAUGUAAAUGGAAUGCCAAAUUUGAAAGAAUUCUCUACUGCAACUUGUCUCUUGUCAAGUAUAGUCCACUUGGCAUAUGCACCUCAAUAUUUUAAGAGUAAAGUUUUUAAGAGAUAUCCUCUUCCACUACAGAAUAUACGUGUAAAAUACUGAUAAAUAUGGAAGCGGUGUAUUUUAAAGUAAUUAUACUUCUGGGUUUAUUUUUCAUAUAUUGUAAGUGACAUGACUUUAAAGUGAAAUACUGGACUGGGUAGUGCACUUUUUUACUUUUUGUAUUUUUUUUCAUUGAUUUGCCUUUUAUCAG